UCAGAGUUCAAAUUCAAACAAUGCCUGCAAAGUCUGUCUAAGUUUGUGCGUGACUUCUGAAUCUCUGCAUUGGCCAUUGCAUGAUGCAGAUGAUGCCUGGCGUUCUUGAUCGUUAAUUUGGAGCUUGAUCAGCACACGCCCCUGCAGGGUGCACAACGACCAGCCUGCAGUUGUCUAACGGCGUGGUGGCCAUGAUGAUGGUGGUGGUUGAGAAGUGUAAUGAGCCCCUCAUGGACAGCACUGACUUUGAUAGGCGGGCUGUGGCCCACCUGGUGGUGCCAAAGUACGACGUGGCCGUCAUUGGAGCUGGCGUGUCUGGGCUCCAGGCCGCACAGGCUCUGCGACAGCAAGCUCCAGAACUGAAGGUGGUGGUCCUGGAGGCAAGUGGCCGCAUUGGGGGGCGCGUCAAAAGCAUCAACGGGAUUGCGCCCUGGCCUGUCGAGGUCGGCCCCGAGUUCUUGCACGGCGGCGACAGCUCCAGCAUCAAGAAGCUGGUUGACGCCAUGGGGUGCAAGCAGCGCGAGUAUCCCUUCCCGGACCGCUACUACUUCGGACGCGAGCGCCGGUGGCUGCCGUCCGAUUCGGACAACCCGGACGUCGAGCGCGUGCACGAGAUCUUUGGCGAGAUGGCAGAGCAGGACGAGAGUAGACCGGACGAAUCGAUGCGAGCGUACCUGGAGAGAAAGGGGGUGAACGAGAACGUUAUGGAGCUGGCGCAAGCCAUCUACGCCAACGACUUUGGCUGCUCGCUGGACGCGCUGGGCGUGCGCGAGAGCAUCCACGAGGCGCAGAACUGGAGCUACGGCGACACGUACUUCGUCCUUGACCGCCCGCUGCAGGCCGCCGUCGACUUCCUGGCGCAGGGACUCGAGGUACGAAAAAACUGGCCAGUACAGCAGGUCGAGUACUCGACGGAGGCGGGGGUGCGCCUGACGAGCCGGGAAGCCAACGUGGUCCUCGCCGAUAGAGCAAUUGUUACCGUGCCCAUUACUGUGCUCCGUGAUGGUGACAUCGAGUUCUGCCCCCCUCUCUCCGAGUCCAAGCUGCGGGCCGCCCGGUCCAUCGGCAUGUCCACCGCCCUCAAGAUCGUCUGCGCCUUUUCUUACCGCUUCUGGCCCGCCGAUCUUUUCGACGUCGUCUGCACGCACACUUUCGUCCCCGAGGUCUGGUUCACGACCUACCCCCCCUCCCCGCCAGCCAUCCCGGCCCCCCGGGAGCGCAACCCGGCGCCCCCAAAGCUCCUCGGCGCGGUCGUAGCCAUCGGCUUCGUGGCCGGAGACCAAGCGCACCAGAUCGCGCAACUGCCCGAGAAGGAGAUCUUCGAGCGCUUCCUCGCGCAGCUCGACACCAUGUUCGCGGCGCCCGAGCGUCAUGCUGACGUCAGCAGCGACGCCAGCGGAAGCGGAGCCAAAGAUGGGAACGGGAACGAGCUCAAGCUGCGCGUGCUCGAGUCGUGCUUCUUCGAGGCCGUCGGCGUGGCUGACGUUAGCCCGGACAUACAUCCCGCGACCGCGGCGUUCAGCGGGGGCCACAUUGAAAACUGGGCAGACGAACCGUUCAUCCGGGGAGCGUAUUCACACCCCUCGGUGGGGGGACACUCAGCCCGGGGAGUGCUCUCGCAGCCGGUCCAGGGCCGGCUGUUUUUCGCGGGCGAGGCGACGCACCCAGGAGUGAACCCCUGCUUGCAGGCCGCGCUCGACACGGGGGCACGGGCGGCUUUCCAAAUAUGCGCGAGUCAAAAAGGCGUGACCAGUCGACUAUAGUCGAGCGUUUUUUGCCGGAUGUGUUGGCACGAGUCGGGAUAGGUUACUUGGCGCAAUUUGAGACGUCCCCGCCCGGUGCAGACGACCAUUUCAAGAACUAAGAUUUGUAGGCUACCUUCAUAGGUGCAAAAGAGGCACCUUCAUCUGGCAGGCCUUUAGGGCUUCUACUUCUACGUAUAUUUUGUCUCUUUAAACGAUAAACUGGCCCCAUGGUUCUGAGUGCCUGGGCUGUAUAGGGCGAGAGCUGUGCAUAAGCAGGAAAGUUGACGACCUUCAGACAUUCAUAAAGCUGGUCGGGAUCAAUACUUAGGCUCAAUCCUUCUUGCCAGAUUGGCGUGACAAAUACUUAUGCUCGAUUCGAGGGCAGCUGCCGUGCUUGACAUGUACGAGCAAUGUCGUACAUGUCAUUAUACACUCACAAGAUCAUGAACCCCGGAUGAUGUACUAGC
Molecule: messenger RNA, 2212 nt
Organism: Klebsormidium nitens
Lineage: Eukaryota; Viridiplantae; Streptophyta; Klebsormidiophyceae; Klebsormidiales; Klebsormidiaceae
Source: the annotation of a GenBank genome assembly